GAUAACCCCUCGCUUAGUGAUGACGAUAACGCACUUCAGCAAUUCGAGAAAACAGUGAGUAAGAAAGGCAAUCGUUACGAGGUGGGUUGGCCAUGGAAAGGAGACGAGAAGACUUUAACAAAUAACUAUGGACUCAGUAUGGGCAGAUUGAAAACACUGCUUAAACGAUUACGAACGGAUGAAACAUUAUUCGAAAGAUAUGAUGAGACUAUCACAAAACAAGAAGAACUAGGUAUUAUUGAAAGAGCAGAUCAUUUCAUCCCACAACAUCGACCCGUCUACUAUAUUCCUCAUCAGCCAGUAAUAACACCAUUCAAGGCAACAACAAAACUGCGAGUAGUCUACGAUGCCAGCUCAAAAGCUAGCAAGAAGGAGGUCAGCCUUAACGAAGCCAUAUUCAGAGGACCACCAAUUUUACCCCAACUAUGUGGUAUGCUGUUAAGAUUCAGACUCUCGCCAAUCAUCAUCACCGCAGAUAUUGAAAAGGCGUUUCUCCAAGUUUCGUUGAGGGAGGAAGAUCGAGACACUACUCGCUUCCUAUGGGUAAAAGAUCGCAAGUAUGAUGUGUCAAAAAAUAAU
This is a messenger RNA of Anisakis simplex (herring worm), 579 nucleotides long. Lineage: Eukaryota; Metazoa; Nematoda; Chromadorea; Rhabditida; Anisakidae. The record is from the annotation of a GenBank genome assembly.